Alosa alosa (allis shad) is the source of this 1396-nucleotide messenger RNA. RefSeq names its product syntaxin 8 (gene stx8). Gene Ontology annotation, molecular function: SNAP receptor activity; SNARE binding. Gene Ontology annotation, cellular component: SNARE complex; endomembrane system. Gene Ontology annotation, biological process: intracellular protein transport; vesicle fusion. Lineage: Eukaryota; Metazoa; Chordata; Actinopteri; Clupeiformes; Clupeidae. The record is from RefSeq and is a predicted model, not a curated record. The transcript has 8 exons. Bases 114 to 827 code for a protein of 237 amino acids.
CCCAAACAGGAAGUAGACGGCACCGUAAUUUUUGCUUUUAGCAAGACAGCUAGUAGCUUCACUGGCAACUGUUUGUUGGUUCCAGCACGGAAUCGUCAUUAUACUGAUCAAUAAUGUCUCAAGAUCCUUGGAUACAGAACUAUGAUGCCACAUGCCGCCUGGCUCAGGAAAUUGCUGAAAAUAUUCAUGAGCGCAACAGACAACAGAGGACUGGAGGGAACACAGCCAAGAUUAACAUGACUCUGCGAGCGUCCUUACAGAAGCUGAAGCAGAACAUAACGCAGCUGAGGGAGACUCUCAUCCGGGCCUCAUCCCAGCGUCGCAUUAUUCAGUCCGAAGCAGACAGAAGACAGAGCCUACUGGACAGCCUGGUGACCAAGGAGAGGCAACUUCUGGCCACAUUCAAAGGAGAGAUCUCGGAGGCUGAGCCUGCCAGGACAACGCUGAUGUCCAGUGGGGGUGGGCAAGGCGGAGUGGUGAAUCCAUGGCUCGUCGACGAGACUGAAGAAACACGUGGACUCAACUUUGGGGAGAUCAAACAGCAGCAGCAGCAAAUCAUCGAAGCCCAAGACGCAGGUCUGGACGCCCUGGCAGCCGUCAUCAGCCGACAGAAACAGAUGGGCCAGGAGAUCGGCAACGAGCUGGACGAGCAGAAUGAGAUCAUCGACGACAUCACAAACCUGGUGGACAAGACCGACGGCAGGAUCCGCAGUGAGACGCGGAGGGUUAAGCUGGUGGAGACCAAGUCGGCUUCCUGCGGUAUGAUGGUGGUGAUCGUGCUGCUGCUGAUCGCUAUAAUCAUGGUGGCUGUGUGGCCCACCAGCUAAUGAAGAGGUCACGGAAGACCACUGGAUGUCUUUUUGUUUUACCGCCGCAACAUCAAUCAGCAAGGAUAGCAGGAGUUUUGGGCUUGUAUGGGUCGACUUCUGUACAGAGGCCCAGUCCUACUUCCCUCGUCUACUCUUCCUUCGUACUGUACAAACUCGUUGCCCUUCAUUUGCCCUCCUUGUGAAAAUGAAGGAAAAGUGCUGCUGGCCAACCCUGAUGCCAAGGAGUGGGGGGACUGUGCGAGAUGCCAACGCAGCAAGGUUUUGAUUCCUUAAACGGCUGUUGUUUGGUUUUGAGGGCGGCAGCAGCCCUUGCGACUGCCCAAGCAAUACAAUACCCUCACCACUUCUGUCUGAGAGCACAGGUUGGUAAUUCCACUUGCUUAGCAAUACUGGUCUCAUGUGGUAUGCCAUGUUAAAUCGUUUGUCCUGAAAUUUUAUAAUGUUUUUGGAGAAACAUCCAAAACAAACCUAGGCGUUUUGUUGCUAACCAGACUGUUUCACUUUCUGUAAAUCAAUUUAGCUUGGUGGUUCUAAUUUCUAAUAAACACAUUUUACAGUUACUCUAA